AUGUCUGCAUCACCCACAUCCACAACCGCCAUGUCUUCAGCAAAACGGCCCUUGGAAGAUCCAUCUUCUCCCUCCGCUCCCACUGACCUGCCAGAUGCCAAACGCCCUGCCCUCGACAAGGUUGUAAAAGAAGAUGCUCCAGCCGAGGGCUCCGAAACUGCUGGAGUUGCUUUAGCAGAGACGACAAAACCAACGGAAGAACCCGCAAUCCCUGCCCCAGUAACAAAUGGAGCCGCAGAUGUGCACACGGAAGCUCCUGCUCCCACAGUGGCCGUCGGAGUUACGGCCCCUCUGCCGGUGCCGGAGACCCAGCCUGUACAAUCCACCACUGCGUCAAAUGAUCAAGCCCCGUCUCAAGCACCAUCAAUGCCCCCACAGGAUGAGUCAAAUUGGAUCCAUAUUCGAGCAGUGAUUUCCAGUGCUGAGGCUGCGACUUGUAUCGGAAAAGGCGGUGAAAACGUCACUCAGAUUCGACGACUUUCGGGUGCAAAAUGUACGGUCAGUGACUAUUCACGAGGUGCCGUUGAAAGAAUCUUGACGGUCAGUGGGGCUCAAGAUGCUGUGGCCAAGGCCUUUGGUCUCAUCAUUCGUACUCUGAAUAACGAACCGCUCGAAGCUCCCUCUACUGCCCAAUCGAAAACGUAUCCAUUGAGACUACUGAUUCCGCACAUUCUUAUCGGUUCCAUCAUCGGCAAGUCUGGUGUUCGCAUUCGAGAAAUUCAGGAAGCAUCCGGUGCCCGCCUCAAUGCCUCAGAUUCCUGUCUUCCACUUUCGACUGAGCGUUCAUUGGUUGUUUUGGGCGUUGCCGACGCAGUGCACAUUGCCACGUAUUAUGUUGCCGUGACCCUGGUCGAGCAGUUGACCGAACGAUUCGGUGGUCCCGCCGCAUCCGCGUACGCAACCAGGAGUGGAGGUCCCGCAGGUGUUGUUCCGGGCGGGAUGCAAGUCGUGCCAUACGUCCCUCAGCCGGCCGGAGGUCAGUAUGGUCACCCAGACACCUACAAGAGACACAAUACGCACCCCCCCCAACGUGUGCCCUUGCAGCCUUACGGUGCGCCACAAAUUCACGGUGUUCCUCAGCCAGCCUACCCCCAACAUGCUCAACCAUAUGUAGCGACACCACGAACUCCAAGCUACGGGGUACCUCCUCAACAACCGGGUCCAUAUGGCCAAAUGCCACCUCAACCGGGUCCACACAGUCAGCCUGCACAGCCAUCGCAUGCGAUGCCUGGACAACCAAUCACCCAGCAAAUUUUCAUUCCGAAUGACAUGGUCGGCGCAAUCAUCGGAAAAGGCGGCGCAAAGAUCAACGAAAUUCGACAUCUCAGUGGCAGUGUCAUCAAAAUCAACGAGCCACAGGAUAACAGCAAUGAGAGGUUGGUUACGAUUACAGGAACGCAGGAAUGCAAUCAAAUGGCUCUGUACAUGCUUUACUCGAGAUUGGAGAGCGAGAAGCAUCGAAUCUAG
Molecule: messenger RNA, 1467 nt
Organism: Rhinocladiella mackenziei CBS 650.93
Lineage: Eukaryota; Fungi; Ascomycota; Eurotiomycetes; Chaetothyriales; Herpotrichiellaceae
Exons: 3
Coding region: 1-1467 (488 amino acids)
Biological process (GO): regulation of gene expression; regulation of RNA metabolic process
Cellular component (GO): nucleus; cytoplasm
Molecular function (GO): mRNA binding
Source: RefSeq, a predicted model, not a curated record